AUGGACUCCCAGAAUUACCUGAAAACCGCAGACAUCUUCAAAUGCAAUGUCGACCAAUGCAAUCACACUAGCCGAAUUGCCGGAGCUGCUAGAGAUCGUCCAAGAUGUAAUGAUCCAAAAAUGGAAUUUCCAAAUCCUUCAACUCUUCAGAACUUCAAAUGUUUUGUCAAAAGCUAUGCAGGAACUUGCGAAGAUCAAGCAAACAACCUGAAAAUUAUUGGCAACUUAUUGAAAGAAGAUCGGUACUUUGAGAACAACGAUCAACGAAAACAAGAACAAGUUAACAUUAUCCAAAACAUGUUUGACGGAUUCAAAUACUCUGCGCCACUGCUAAAGAACAUUUUUUCCUUGAGCAUUCCAAUCAAUGUUGAUCAUGAUUAUCCAUUACCAUAA
Molecule: messenger RNA, 393 nt
Organism: Oikopleura dioica
Lineage: Eukaryota; Metazoa; Chordata; Appendicularia; Copelata; Oikopleuridae
Source: the annotation of a GenBank genome assembly